This is a messenger RNA of Fomitopsis serialis, 1449 nucleotides long. RefSeq lists its product as uncharacterized. NCBI's taxonomy places the organism in Eukaryota, Fungi, Basidiomycota, Agaricomycetes, Polyporales, Fomitopsidaceae. The transcript has 2 exons. The record is from RefSeq and is a predicted model, not a curated record. Bases 306 to 1358 code for a protein of 350 amino acids.
CGCAUCUGGGCUUUUGUCAUCGCUAUCGACGUCUAUCAGAAUCCGCAGAUCAAGAAUCUCCAUGGAUGUGUGAACGAUGGCGACGACGUGUAUGACUACCUCACGAACACCCUGAGGAUCCCUCGGAGCCAGAUCUCCUUUUGAAGAAUGAGAAAGCGACGCGUACAGGAAUCAUCGACACUUUCUUCUCGCGUCUCAUCGACAACCCAGCCAUCAAACUGGAUGACACCGUUAUCGUCUACUAUGCAGGCCAUGGCGAUCGUAGGAGCGCGCCUGUUAGUUGGAGCGCCGCUGGUGCUCUCGGUAUGGUCGAGUUGAUCUGCCCGCACGACGAGGGAAUGCCAGACGAGGGAGGGCGGCCCACGAUUGGCAUCCCGGACCGGACGUUCGGGGGCCUGAUGCGCCGGCUGGCUCACGAGAAAGGAGACAACGUUGUAGCCAUCUUCGACUGCUGCCAUUCAGGAGGGAUGCAUCGCAGCGGACCAGCGAGCGUGACGAGCGAGACGCGGCACCUCCCAACAGGAAGCCAGCUUCCCCGCCCUCCUAUCCCCGAGACACUCGAUCAAUACAUCUGGGCCUGGCAAGACCCGGACGCUGGCCGUGGCGCGGCAAUGGUCCCUGUUGCGCAACCUGAGACCGGAUUCUCAGAUCCAGAGGCGCGCUCGCAUGUCCUCCUCGCUGCCUGCCAGCCGCAUCAGACGGCGCAGGAGCAUACCAUUGACGGGAUGCCGCGCGGGGUGUUCACAUUCCACUUGCUCGCGUACAUGCGGAUGAAGCACGGGGAGGACCUCACGUACGCGCGUCUCGUAGACGCACUGCGGAAGCCCGACGGCGUCGAUCUACGUUGCCCGGGGACGCUGCAGUGGAUGGCGGGCCAAACUCCGCUGUGCAUUGGGCGGAACAAGCACCGACUGCUAUUCACGACGGACGAGGCGCGGGAGAUUGCAAGCACGUUCCCCAUCCGAUAUGACAAGGGGUUGCUCUACGUCGGAGCAGGCUACCGCAACAAGGUCCUCAAGGGCACGCGGUUCGUCGUGGAGGUUCCGCCGGAGCUGCAGAUUCGCCUCACAACACGACGCGUCGUACUUACGGCGGAAAGCGUCGGUGACGAGGAGUGCACGGUUGGGUAUGGCACGUCCGGUGACAGAGUAGCGCGGGAGCUUGGCAGAGCGCUCGACGGGAAAGAGGCUGUGGUCUCCGCGUCCAACUUGUGGCUGUGGGCAGGCGUCAACGAACGCGUGCCUUUUUUUUUUAAGGCGAGGCGGAAGGGGUGCGGUUGCGGCGUUCAGUUGUUCGUUGCUCCCAGUGUUCGCCCUGGCGGCCCUCACCACGUGCCGGCCCAGACUUUCCAGAACUGAUAUGUAAAAGGUAUUUUUGCUUUCAGGCAUGCAUCCAGUGGAUAUUCGGCGAGCACCUUUCCUCUCACUUUCCUUCGUAAAUACUGGUUAU